Messenger RNA from Colletes gigas, 5171 nucleotides. It is a transcript of the gene Remo, whose product is annotated as adhesion G protein-coupled receptor A3. Gene Ontology annotation, cellular component: plasma membrane. The record is from RefSeq and is a predicted model, not a curated record. The coding region runs from base 1 to 4812 and encodes 1603 amino acids. Gene Ontology annotation, biological process: cell surface receptor signaling pathway; G protein-coupled receptor signaling pathway. Lineage: Eukaryota; Metazoa; Arthropoda; Insecta; Hymenoptera; Colletidae. Gene Ontology annotation, molecular function: protein binding; G protein-coupled receptor activity. The transcript has 12 exons.
AUGAAGGCUGUCCUCAUAUUCUUGGUUUUAACUCAAGCCAGAGGAAAGAUAAUUCAAACGUGUCCGCAAUAUUGUACGUGCAAAAUUGGAGCGCAAGCAGAAUGGUUGCGCGUUAAAUGUGGUAAUGAAUUACAAAAUAUUAAAAGUAUUAAUAUUGAUAUUGUCAGCGUGGAAUUAGUACAAUUAGAUUUAAGCAAAAAUAAGAUUUAUACCAUUGAAGCUAAUACAUUUAAAAAUUUGACAAACCUAAAACGUUUGGAUUUAUCCCAAAAUAAUGUAACAUCUAUCGGAGAAGGCUGUUUUAACGGUCUUGAAAAUUUAGAAAGGCUGGAUUUAAGUAAGAAUCAAAUUUCAACCAUAGAUGCUUAUUCGUUUCGAAAAUUAACAAAUUUAAAAAGACUCGAUUUGUCAGGAAACAACAUAAGUAUUGUGAUACCAUCAUUAUUUCAUGAUUUACUGGCUUUAGAGCACUUGAAAUUGAAUGAAAAUAGAUUAACAACUUUGAAGGAAGGUACCUUUUCUGGUCUUAAAUCGAUAAAGCAAUUAGACCUGUCUAAUAAUCCAUGGAUAUGUAAUUGCGAAUUAUUUUGGUUCAGCAAUUGGAUUUACAAGAGCUCCAUUAAAUUAAUUCCUGCUCCAAAGUGUGCAUCGCCCGCAAAUAUUAAGGGUGAAUUUGUGAGAAAAAUAAGAUAUUCAGAGAAUAUUCAGUGCCAAUGGUUGCCUCCUACGAUCGAACUUUGGCCAAUUCACAAUCAAGUAGUUUUUGUUGGAGAUUCAUUAACUUUAAAGUGUAGAGCACCUAGUAUUACAGAAGAUAGAAAUGCAAAAUUGAGUUGGUUAUGGUAUCCUAAUACUACCAACGAAGUUAUGGAUUUAAAUACAUUUACAGAUCCGCAAAUAAGUUUAUCCAAUAUUAAAAUCGAUAAUAGAUACCUGACAGACAGUGGCAUCGUGGACAGUUCUCUUAGUAUUGUUUCGGUCAAAGAAGAACAUAACGGACAAUGGAAUUGUUUAUUAGUAUCUGUAAAUGGUAAUAGAUCGAAAGCAAUCAGCGUAAUCGUUAUUUCUGAUCAAACUCGUUAUUGUCCUUUAGUAGUAACUAAAAACAAUAAAGGCAUUUAUACAUGGCCUAGGACAGUGGUAGGAUGGAAAGCAGAAUUACCUUGCGAAGGCAACCAUUUAUCUGGUGUAAUGCAAAUAUCUUCGAAAGCUUCCUACUUUUGUAAUGUCACAGGUUACUGGGAAAAUUUAAACACGGAGUUAUGUCCAUACAUAUCGCACACAACCAAAAGCUUGGAACAAUUUUCCAAGGUUAAUCUUUCGCUCGCAAAAAUCAAUCUGAUAGAAGCUGUGAAAAAAUUAAAAAAUUAUACAGGGCAUGGAAUAAAACUAACUGAUCCUGUUGAAGUAAAUUUUAUAACACAAACUAUAGAAAAUUAUUUAAAUUUUCUAACCGAGGAAAAAGAACUUGGUUCUUUAUUAAUUGAUGUUAUUAGUACAGUAAUUAAUUUACCCAAAAGUAUCUUAAAAAGGGCCGAAAUUUCUUUUAAAUCUUGCUCACGGCUGAUAAAGGCUGUAGAAAAAAUUGUAGAAUUUACUCCAUCAAUACAAUCUUACAAAAAGAAUAUGGCACUGGAGGAAUUUAGAAUAAAACGCAGCGGUUUUACCGGCUUGAUAUGUACAUGGUAUUCAAAUGCUGCUUUUGCAAGCGAUUCAGAAUCAAAAUUCUUACAGUGCACGACAAACAAUAGAACUACUCCUAUUAAUAUAAAAGACAGAAUAAUCGAAGCUUCGAUACAUCUGCCUGCAUCUUUGUUGGAAUAUUCGCAAGAAGCUGUUGUUCAUCAAGUAAUGAUUUCUGUAUACAGUAAUAACAGAUUGUUCCCUAAACUCGUUAACACCGAUAAUAUGGAUAUUACAUCGUGCAUUAUUGGAAGCAAAUUAUUUGGAAUAUCAAUGAAAAAUUUAACCGAACCAGUAUACAUUAUGUUAAGAGCACCUUUGUAUUACUAUGCUGGAAAAAGAUUAUUACCCGUAGUUUGGGACGAAACGUUGAAUAAAUCGGGUGGUUGGACAAGUAAUGGAUGUUAUUUAAGAAAUAUGUUGAACAAUUUAAUAGUGUUUCAUUGUAAUCGAUUGGGAUAUUACGGUCUUUUACAAGAUACGUCGUACCUUGAUCAAGAUGGUAACAGUAUUACAGGAGCAACAUUUAAAUAUUUAAAUCCAGCAAUAUAUAUUGGAAGUAUUAUAACGAUAACAUGCUUAAUUAUUACAUGUGCAACGUAUAUUAUUUGUUACACAUCUAUCACUAUGCCUAAAAAAGCCAAACAUUGUGUUAUUAAUACUUGGUUUGCCAUGGCACUAUUAUCAUUCUCUUAUAGUGUUGGUAUACACCAGACAGAAAAUAUUCAAAUUUGUCAAAGUAUUGGUCUAACGCUCCACUACUUGUCUUUGUGUUCCCUAUUAUGGAUGGCAGUGUCUGCUAGUAACAUGUAUAAAAAGUUUACAAAAUCUGACCUCGAAGAUAUUCCAAAUAACGAAAUCCAGGAUCAACCGAUACCAAAACCAUUAUUGGGUCUUUAUUUAGUUGGUUGGGGUGUAGGUAUGAUAAUUUGUGGUAUAUCAGGAGCAAUAAAUUUACGAGAGUAUGCAGGAUACUCGUAUUGCUUCCUCUCAUCUGGUCCUGCUCUUGCUGCUCUUUUUCUUCCAGCUGGAAUUUUAAUUAUGUAUCUGAUCAUUUUUUAUUUGCUUAUUAAGUGUGCUAUUCAGAAUAUCGAUGUGAAUGCUCAAUUGUCUGAAGGUACACAAGCUACAGAGAACAUGGAUUUAGAAUUAUUGGAACCAAGCACAAAUUUAUCUACGAACAGAAAUAGUUUACACAGCACACAAGAUUCUUCUGAUAUUGUGGAUUCAGAACAUUCUCAAAUAACACAGUUAAAGGGCCAAAUUAUCAUGUUAAUUUUAUAUCUAAUAUCAUGGAUUGCCGCAGCGGCAUCAACUGUAAAACCAUUAAGUGCAUAUAUUUCUUUCGAUGAAAUUGUAUUUGCUACAUUAUAUUCCCUUUUCUCGAGUUCGCUUGGCAUUUUUGUUCUUUUCUUUUACGGAAUUAUACGAAACGAUGUUAGAUCACAGUGGUUAAAAAUGCGUUGCUGGCUUCAAAAGCGAAAAAAUCGAUGUUGUAGAACGAGAAGCAUCUCUGAUGCAAAUCCCGUAAUUCCAACGCAUCCUUUGGUACAACAUUUAGUACAACCAUUGUCUAAUUCUCAAGCUACUCAAGUAACAUCCGAUUCGAAUUCCAUUAGCUCGUCAAGGUGUACCAACAGAUCACAGACUUGCAAUACUUUAAAGUUUACGGAUAUUAUGAGCAAUCAAGAAGCUUUACCUGUUGGAAGAAAAAUGGCAAACGUAAAUUUAGUUGUGUUACACCGACAACAAUAUAGAUCUAACAAUUCCGUAACAACGUAUACCGAACCAAUUUGUGUAGAAAUGUUUUACAAUCCCCGUCAAAGUGGUGUUGCUAGAAAAUUCUUUAGAAAACAGCGUCGUCAUACAAAAAACAAUAAUCUCGGUCCUAGAAAACAAGGUGACGGUGGUGCAACAAGCGAUGCAGGUAGUUGCAUUUCUGUACCGCGACCUGCUGCAAAGUUAGAAACUAAUAUAGACCAAACUAUCUUAAGCACUAGCGCGAAAGUAAAUAAUACAAAUAUUCAUGUCGAGCUAAAUCCAAUAAACGAUAUUAAAAAUAUUAACAUUCUCUCGGAUAGCGGUGGUAGUAUGUCGGAAGAAAUAAGUGUUCCAAUGCGCUUUGUUAUCGGUCAUGAAAGUCUUCUUCGAAAUGUGAGAAAAAUCAAUAACAAUUGCAGAUUGCAGGACCAUAUAAGCGUUAAUACAGUAUUAAAUUCUUCUAGAAACGAUUCUUGUCAAAAGCUAGAAGUUAUGAAUACAACUUCGCACGAUUCAGAUAUAGACAUAAAAACGGACGAAGAAAAGUACUUACGAAAUGUUUCGCAACAAUGUAGCUUAGAAUAUAGUUCGGAAGUAGAAUCUACUACCCAAAUGACUAGUGAGAAAAGUGAUCAUAAUUUACCAGAAAUUUAUGAAACUGUAGAAACAGGUGUAGAAGAACAAUUUGUAAGAAAAAGAUGUCAAAGUAUUAACGAAUCGUACAAGACAGACAAACAACACUGUAAAACAAAUUUAAAAUGGUUGUCUCAUUCUAAUAGCAUGUACUGUCUUCCAAUAGACACUGCAAAAGCAUUGAGAAAUAAUUAUUGUAGUUCAUUGAACGACAUCUCUUCUGUUAUCGAUUCGAAGAAUUGCAAAUAUUUAAAACCGUCAUUCACGAAUUUGCAAUCAAUCACGAACUCGCAUUUGUACAAUCAAGUUUCUAUUUCUCAAAAAUCAUUCAGUCAGUCAGAAUUAUCAUUUUCCGAAGUAAAUAGCUUAACUAGCGAUAACGUGCAUAAUUUAGUACAGACAACCGUUAAUUCUUCGUUGAAUAUCGAAUGUAUACCUAAAGUAUGUACUAACGAGUACAAUUUUUGUUUUACCGCGGAGGUAACUUUACCUAGUUUAAAUUGUACAAAUGUUGCGCAAGAUUCUAAAGAAAAAACUACAGACUCUCUGACCGAUAUUAGAUCACUUAUGUCAAGCCCUUGCAAUAUUGUAAAAUGUUUUGAUUCAGGGAACGAUGUAGAAAGUGUAAGCAAAAAUUCAAAUUUAGAUAGUUUACAACAAAUUGAAGUCAGUAAAAUAUACUUGAAAAAUCCAAAUAUUUAUCUACAAGUAACCAAAAAAGAAACAAGCGUUUAAUCCGAUUAUUUUACUUGAAAUGUAACAAAUAAUCUGUUUAUUUUAAUAGAAUCGUUUCAUUCGGAGAAGUAAACAUAAUUUCUGCUUACACUUACAUUUUUAUUAAAUCUAGAAAACUAUCCAUAUGUAUAUUAUUCUACCAAGUUACUGUUUUUACAGAGUUACAGUUCCUAUAAUGACAAAAAUUAUUCUUUCUUACAAAAAUAUUCUCUUAGCCUUCCUAUUUUUUGCUGAAUGCCAAAUAUUUCCUACAUAUAUUUUUCUUUAGAUAGAAAUGUAAGACAUUUACGUCGCCAAUUUACGUAACAAUCAAAGUAUUUAUUUAUUGAAGAAAGAAUGUAUAUAGUUAAUAGAAAUGA